CCUCCCCCUGGCAUUCGCACCCAUUCCAUGCCAACCCUCCAGCGCCUAGGCCUAACCUACUGGGAAGCCUACUGGCUCUUCACCAACGACUACACGUCAGGCUCCUUCCCGCUAUCCGAGCUGCCCUUCCCCGAGCGUGCCCACGCGGACUGCGCGGUGUGCAUGCAGCAGGAUAUGUGCACCGCGACUUUCCUCUGCGGCUUCCACUUCUGCCUGCUAGUCAGCGCGCACACGUUCGCCGACCUCGAGGUCCUGACCGGCCUGACUACCGUCGACCCGGUUUACGGCGGGAUCCGCUGCCGGGCGGAUCCGUUAAAUUUGCUCGCUAGGUGGACCAGAUCAGGGCUAGUCAGGGCUACUUCGGGGCGGUAGGAGAUAUGCGCCCGGAGCAGUAGGUCGGGGUUGGGGGGGGAAGGGGGGUCUGUCUGCACUGCGAUGCUGCUAAGCAAAGAGUGAGAGACGGAGAUGGAGAUGGGGGUUGUUUUUGAUUUCUGGGGGUUGAAGUAAUGAUGCUUUCUUAUUUUAAGAUUGCUGCGGGAGUGCUCACUUGCUUUUCUUUCCCUUUUGGAAUUUGGGGUGGUUGAGGUGGGAUAGGAGACAGGAAAC
Daldinia loculata is the source of this 606-nucleotide messenger RNA. RefSeq lists its product as uncharacterized. The transcript has 2 exons. NCBI's taxonomy places the organism in Eukaryota, Fungi, Ascomycota, Sordariomycetes, Xylariales, Hypoxylaceae. The coding region runs from base 28 to 372 and encodes 114 amino acids. The record is from RefSeq and is a predicted model, not a curated record.